AUGGCAUCUCCCGCUCCCGUCGACCCGGUCCUCCGCAACACGCUCCGGUACACCAUAUCCGCGCGCGAAUAUGCCACGCUUCACAGAUACGUCAUCUCGCGGUCCAGGACGCUGCGCCGCGCCGCGCCCACGCCUGCGUCGGUGGACAGGGCGCUGCAGCCGCAGCGAGACGGCGGCGACGACUACAAUGCCAGGGCCGUGAGGCACGCGCUGAGGGUCUUUGUCGCCACCAUGGUUGGCGUCAAGGGCUGGAAGGCCGUCUGUCGACGUGUGGACAAGAGCCAUGACGGGCCAAGGCAGCCGUGGCACAGGUCUCCGGCCCUGAGGCUCUCCCUCUCUCUCUCGUCGAUCCUGCUCCUGUACCGCUUCCUCUUCCGCUUCCUCUCGCGCCUGCGCGCCCACCUCCUGGACGCGCAGGUCGAGCCGUUCCGCCUGCGCAACCCCCGAACCGCCGCCGCCCUCACGUCGCCGUACGCGCCGGCCAUCGGGGCCUCCCUCGCCGGCGUCGCCCUGGGCGUCUGUCCCUCGCAGCAGCUGCGCGUCUCCGUCGCCAUCUACGCCAUGUUCCGCGCCCUCGAGUUCGGCUGGAACAUGUGCGAGAGCGACGGCCUCGUCUGGGGCCGCCUCAAGGGGGGCAAGAAGCGCGAGCGCCCCUGGUGGUUUGGGAGCUGGAUGCUGCAGCCGCUGGCCUUUGGACAGCUGCUGCACGCCGUCGUCUUUGACCGCGACUGCUUUCCUGCCGCGUACGGCAGCUUCAUCUUCAGAAACUCGCAUGGCUACCUGCACGCGCGCCCGGACGACUGGUCCGGCGACGCAAGGUGGCCCUCGACCACGGACGUCGUCGACGGCCUGUCGCGCAUGGCCAGGCUCGGCUGGCCGGCGUACACGUCGCCAGCCAUGUUCCCGACCAAGCACGUCCUCCCGCCGGGCCUCAAGGCCAUAUCGCCGCUGACCUCGCGCGCGCACCCGCUCAUCACGUCGCUCUCCUGCGCCGCCCUGCACCCCGACGACCCGUCGUGCACGCGCACCUAUCUCACCUUCUGGCUCAGCUCGUUCCCGCCCGUCGCGCGCUUCUUCCUCGCCGUCUGCUCCGCCCUCACCCUCGUCACCAACCUCGGGUCCCUGUACAACCUGCCCGUCACCACGGUCCACAAGGUCGUUGCCCGCGCGCUCCGCAUGUCGGCCUUUGCCACGGGCGCCAUCUCCACCGCCUGGGCGUCCAUCUGCUUCUUCCAGGCGUACCUGCCGCGGCGCGCGCUCGCCACGCAGCGCUUCUUCCUCGGCGGCUUCCUCGCCGGCCUGUGGGCCUGGGUCGAGCGUCGCCACGGGCGCGGCGUCUUCCUGUACAGCGCCCGCGCGAGCGUCGACAGCCUGUGGAAGGUCGGCGUCAAGAGGCGGUGGUGGAGGGCCAUGAGGGGCGGCGACGUCUGGGUCUUUGUGCUGGCCCUGAUGGUCACGGGCGUCGUCUACGAGAGGGACGCGAGGGCCGUCCGCGAGACGCAGUGGCGCAAGGGCGUCAGUUGGAUCCGCGGCGAGGGCUGGAGGGACUGGGCCAUUGACGACCACGACGAUGCCGACGACGCCCACGACGCCCACGACAAGGAUGAUUGA
This is a messenger RNA of Metarhizium album ARSEF 1941, 1611 nucleotides long. RefSeq lists its product as uncharacterized. Bases 1 to 1611 code for a protein of 536 amino acids. NCBI's taxonomy places the organism in Eukaryota, Fungi, Ascomycota, Sordariomycetes, Hypocreales, Clavicipitaceae. The record is from RefSeq and is a predicted model, not a curated record. The transcript is spliced from 3 exons.